Octopus sinensis (East Asian common octopus) is the source of this 381-nucleotide messenger RNA. RefSeq lists its product as uncharacterized. The record is from RefSeq and is a predicted model, not a curated record. NCBI's taxonomy places the organism in Eukaryota, Metazoa, Mollusca, Cephalopoda, Octopoda, Octopodidae. Bases 1 to 381 code for a protein of 126 amino acids. The transcript has a single exon.
AUGAAGACUGAAGUCCGUCACCCACCUGUGAAAGCAGUAAUUAAUGUAAGUAUCCGACAUCUAGAAAGCUCUGAAGAAGCAGUACUAAACAAAGGCCUCAACUUUGCAACAACCAUCAAGCGCAUUCCAUACUUGUACAUAAUAGCCCCUAUUGAAGAGAUAGCCAUAAAGAUGCCAAAAGCUCAGGGAGAUGAACUAAGGUGGAAAGUGAGACAGGUACUAGAAAAAGCGAAACUUCCCAAACCAAACAUCACUAAGGAAGAAACGUUCGCUAUCAAAAGACUACAGAGUGACAAUUCGAUCAUAAUACUUCCAGCAGACAAGGGAAAUGCUACAGUGGUGAUGAACAAGUCUGACUACUCGGAAAAACUGGCAAAGUAA